ACAGAAGAACUUCACAAUCAAUCUUACCACACACUGAGCACUCCAAGCAAUGGCUCUGCUCUUCACCACCACUUCACACUCUCACCUCUCUCUCUUCUCCAAAACCCCAAAUCCCAGCAAACCAUUUCCUCUCCUCUCUCCUUCUCUCUCUAUCACAAACCCUAGAAAUCGCUUUCUCAGAUCCCCUCCCUCCCUGCUCCUCACCCGCUCCUCUCUCUCCGACCCCUCCCCCAAUCCCCGGGUCUCUGACGAGUGGGGCGAGCCCUCCGAACCCGAACCCGAACUUGAAUCGCCUCCGGACCCCCCCGAGAACGAGGACGAGUGGGGUGGAGACGACGCUGGUGUUGUUUCCGGUAGUACGGAGGAGGAUGAGUUUGUUGCUGUCGGUAACGGUAGCCCCGCCGCCGCGGGGACUGCCACGGAUAAGGCUGACGUGGCGGACGAGGGAGAUGGGUUGGGGAAUAAGCUUGCGGAGCUGAAGCGGUGCCUGGUGGACACGGUUUACGGGACGGAGUUGGGGUUCAGGGCUGGGCCUGAGGUGAGGGCGGAGGUGUCGGAGCUGGUGAGUCAGCUGGAGGCGGCGAAUCCAACUCCGGCGCCGAUCGAGGCCCCGGGGGCUCUCGAUGGCAACUGGGUUUUGCUGUACACUGCAUUUUCUGAGCUAUUGCCCCUCCUCGCAGUAGGGACAUCACCUUUCUUGAAAGUGAAAGAGAUACGCCAAGCAAUUGACACCAACGGUCUUACCAUUGUGAACUCGGUCACGUUGUCUAGCCUUUUUGCUACUUUGUCUUUUAGUGCUUCUGCUACUUUUGAAGUUCGAAGUCCUACAAGAAUACAGGUUGCAUUUAAGGAAGGCACCAUUCCCCCUCCAGAGAUAAAGUCAAGUAUUGAUUUCCCAGAAAAUUUAGAUAUCUUUGGGCAGCAAAUCAAUCUGUCGCCUGUGCGGCAAUCCCUCAGUCCACUGCAGGACAUUGUGGGAAGUAUUUCACGAGUCGUUUCUGGUCAGCCGCCUCUUAAGGUCCCCAUUCCAGGUGACCGUAGUAGCUCCUGGCUUCUGAUUACAUACCUUGACGAUGAUAUUAGAAUCUCAAGGGGAGAUGGUGGUCUUUUUGUGCUUGCCAGGGAAGGUAGUCCCCUUCUUAAUCAGUACUAGCAUGGUCCAUGUUGCCAUGAGUUAUUUGCAAAGGCCUAUAUGUAUACAUACAGUCUCUAUUACGAUUUGACACUUAUGCUUAAAUGGGGAAAAUAAUCAAGGAGUGUAUUGAUGCCAUUUUGUACUUGAAAAGUUAAAUAUUGAAUAUUGAACGCUUGUACAUUGGUAUA
Messenger RNA from Corylus avellana, 1323 nucleotides. Its product is annotated as Plastid-lipid associated protein PAP / fibrillin family protein. The record is from RefSeq and is a predicted model, not a curated record. Lineage: Eukaryota; Viridiplantae; Streptophyta; Magnoliopsida; Fagales; Betulaceae.